UGGAAUUAUUAGUCGGAGGCGCUGUUAGACGAACGUCGACGUCGGCAGCCAUUUCGAUUUGUGUUCAGUGCGUGGAGUGGUGAAAGCAAUUUUCACUGAGAGGAGCGCGCUGCAUUUAGUUGUUUUAACGUUUGGACUGUGGUAAAGACUUUCUAGUUGGUAAGACUCCCGCGAGAACAGAUUAGUACGGAAGAAAAAUGUCAGCUCCCACGUGUUACAAGUGCAACCGUCCAGGCCACUUUGCCCGCGACUGCAAUGCCGGUGGCGGCAUGGUAGGUGGAGGCCGUGAUAUGAGACGCGGUGGUGCUCGCGAAAAGUGCUACAAGUGCAAUCAAGUUGGGCACUUUGCGCGUACCUGUCCUGAGGAGGCAGAACGCUGUUAUCGUUGCAAUGGAAUCGGUCACAUCUCGAAGGAGUGCACACAAGCUGACAAUCCCACUUGCUAUAAGUGUAACAAGCUCGGUCACUGGGCGCGUAAUUGCCCGGAAGCCAUGAACGAUCGGAAUGUGAGUAACAUUUCGUGCUACAAGUGCAACCGCACAGGCCACAUUUCCAAGAAUUGUCCGGACACGGCGAAGACAUGCUACGGCUGCGGUAAGAGCGGUCAUCUAAGACGUGAAUGUGACGAGAAGGGGGGCCGUAAUUAGGAACCGGCACGAUGUCGUAUACUACACAUACUAUUGCAACCAACUUAUAAAAAUAAAAGAAAAAAAUCAUAAAACAAAAAUUAAACUCACACUCCUUCCUUAUAAACCCUAUUUUCAAAAAACAAAUUUUCUAAUUCCAAUUUGAGCCCUAUUGCGACUCAUCGUAGGAAAAUACGCUACGCAGGCAUCUUGAAGCAAAACUGCGUCUACGAUCCUGAGAAGUUGAAAUUGUUUGUUGUCGAUCGAAAUUGAGAAUUACAGCUGCUUCAUAUUCAUCUCCUCCAGUGAACAUACAUACACACAUACAGUCCAACCACAAAUGCAUCAUAUUCACAAUUAAGGUGAUUUGACUUGAGCGAAUUAACUGGGCCGAUACGAUAAUGUUAACUCGAAGCACUUUUGUUUUUCUGUGGAACGGCGGCGGGUAUCAGGCCCAGUUGAAGGAGCGGAGUAUAGAGCAGUCCAGAGAAUAUCCAUGGAAGAAUAGAACAGAAGAGCAAAGAAAACCAACUCAGAAGCACGAACCUUCAAUAUAAAAUUUCAAAUAUCACUGUGAUUGUUUUUUAAUUGUAAAUUAAAAUACUGGAGCUGCUGAUUUGAGAACAAGAAAA
Anastrepha ludens (Mexican fruit fly) is the source of this 1258-nucleotide messenger RNA. It is a transcript of the gene CNBP, whose product is annotated as CCHC-type zinc finger nucleic acid binding protein. Gene Ontology annotation, molecular function: translation regulator activity; single-stranded RNA binding; mRNA binding. Gene Ontology annotation, biological process: positive regulation of cytoplasmic translation. NCBI's taxonomy places the organism in Eukaryota, Metazoa, Arthropoda, Insecta, Diptera, Tephritidae. Gene Ontology annotation, cellular component: cytoplasm. The transcript has a single exon. The coding region runs from base 198 to 647 and encodes 149 amino acids. The record is from RefSeq and is a predicted model, not a curated record.